AAUCGAGCCACGGCCCUACAGGGAGGAACUCAGUGUUGUGGUAGACCUAGGUCCGCAGAUGUGCUUUGCCCAGUGAAAAGGUGCGUGUGGCCCCCACUGCCUUCAUGUGUGUAAAGCAGCGCAUGUGUGAGGUGUAGACACGGCUUUCUUAGGGGCCACAGGACUGGGCAUUUGGGUGGACAUAUUGCUUUGUAACUGGAGUCCAUCUUUGCCUCUAGGGCUUCCUGCACUGGCCAUGCCUGUGCCCACUGAGGGCACCCCGCCACCCUUGAGUGGCACCCCUAUUCCAGUCCCAGCCUACUUUCGCCAUGCAGAGCCUGGGUUUUCUCUCAAGAGGCCCAGGGGGCUUAGCCGGAGCCUGCCCCCACGGCCACCUGCCAAGGGCAGCAUCCCUGUCAGCCGUCUCUUCCCUCCUCGGACUUUGGGCUGGCACCAGCCCCAGCCUCGGAGAGUGUCAUUCCAGGACAAGGCCUCAGAGCUCCUGCAGAGCCCUGGGUAUGACCCAAACAGGCCAGAGUCCUUCUUCCAGCAGAGCUUCCAGAGGCUCAGUCGCCUGGGCCAUGGCUCCUUUGGAGAGGUCUUCAAGGUACGCUCCAAGGAAGAUGGCCAGCUCUAUGCAGUCAAGCGCUCCAUGUCACCAUUUCGGGGCCCCAAGGACCGGGCCCGUAAACUGGCUGAGGUGUGCAGCCACGAGAAGGUGGGGCAGCACCCGCACUGCGUACGACUGGAGCAGGCUUGGGAGGAGGGUGGUAUCCUGUACCUGCAGACGGAGCUGUGUGGGCCCAGUCUUCAACAACACUCUGAGGCCUGGGGUACCAGCCUGCCAGAGGCCCAGGUCUGGGGCUACCUGCGGGACACCCUACUGGCUCUGUCCCACCUUCAUGGGCAAGGCCUAGUCCACCUUGAUGUCAAGCCAGCCAACAUCUUCUUGGGACCCCGUGGCCGCUGCAAGCUGGGUGACUUUGGGCUGCUGGUGGAGCUGGGAACUCCCGGAGCUGGUGAGGCCCAGGAGGGAGAUCCCCGCUACAUGGCUCCUGAGCUGCUGCAGGGCUCCUACGGGACAGCAGCAGACGUAUUCAGUCUGGGUCUCACCAUCCUUGAAGUAGCCUGCAACAUGGAGCUACCCCAUGGUGGGGAGGGCUGGCAGCAGCUGCGCCAGGGCUACCUGCCCCCCGAGUUCACUGCUGGUCUUUCUACUGAGCUGCGGUCUGUCCUUGUCAUGAUGCUGGAGCCUGACCCCCAGCUGCGGGCUACAGCUGAAGCCUUGCUGGCCCUGCCCAUGCUGAGGCAGCCGUGCCCUUGGAGCAUCCUGUGGUACAUGGCUGCCGAGGCCCUGAGUCGAGGAUGGGCCCUGUGGCAGGCCCUGCUCACUCUGUUGUGCUGGCUCUGGCAUGGCCUAGCUCACCCUGCCAGUUGGCUGCAGCCCCCAGCCCCACCAGCCACCCCACCUGGCUCACCACCCUGCAGCCCACUCCUGGACAGCAGCCACUCCAGCAGCUGGGAUGAUGACGGCAUAGGGCCCUCACUCUCCCCAGAGGCCAUCGUGGGCCCAGCCACCAGGAGCACCUCCACACCCCAGGGCAGGUACACACUGAGGGAUGCCCUAGACCUGAGUGACAUGGACUUAGAGCCUCCUAGAGGUUCUUUCCCCUCCUUUGAGCCUCGGAACCUCCUCAGCCUGUUUGAGGACUCUCUAGACCCAGUCUGAACCACAGGCCCAACUUUGGUGCUUUUAACCUUGGAACCCCUUUCCUGUCCCUCCCCUGGGAAGGUGGGAUCCCUCUGGGAGCUCCUGUGUCUAAUAAAAA
This is a messenger RNA of Fukomys damarensis (Damara mole-rat), 1808 nucleotides long. RefSeq names its product protein kinase, membrane associated tyrosine/threonine 1 (gene Pkmyt1). The transcript is spliced from 8 exons. Gene Ontology annotation, molecular function: ATP binding; protein kinase activity. NCBI's taxonomy places the organism in Eukaryota, Metazoa, Chordata, Mammalia, Rodentia, Bathyergidae. Gene Ontology annotation, biological process: protein phosphorylation. The record is from RefSeq and is a predicted model, not a curated record. The coding region runs from base 236 to 1708 and encodes 490 amino acids.